This is a messenger RNA of Rosa chinensis, 1085 nucleotides long. Its product is annotated as bZIP transcription factor 1-D-like. Gene Ontology annotation, molecular function: DNA-binding transcription factor activity; sequence-specific DNA binding. The record is from RefSeq and is a predicted model, not a curated record. Gene Ontology annotation, cellular component: nucleus. Lineage: Eukaryota; Viridiplantae; Streptophyta; Magnoliopsida; Rosales; Rosaceae. The transcript has 7 exons. The coding region runs from base 390 to 899 and encodes 169 amino acids. Gene Ontology annotation, biological process: regulation of DNA-templated transcription.
UCAAGCUUUCCUCUCUUCAAGUUUCUUUUCUCUUCUUGAAUAUUAGGAACUUGGAUAAAAAUUUAUCAGAUUCAUCUUCAGAUGCUGCAAAUGAGGAAUUUUAGGAUCUUGCCAAUUCAUCAUCAGACGAAGAAUUGAUGAAUCUGGAGAUUGCUGCUCUACAAGAGAAGGGAAGAAGAAGACGCCGGGGCUCAAUUCUUGGUCGCAUAUAUAAAGAUAGACAACGUUUGUAAGGUCAGGAAACACUCUACAAUGAUUAUCUUGCUGAAAAUCCUGUUCAUGAAGAAGUUGUAUUUCGGAGAAGGUUUCGGAUGCAUCGACAUGUUUUUCUUCUAAUUCUAGCUGAGUUAAAUGCAUGUUUAUCUGUUAGCAAAAUGGAUUGUUAGUUGAUGAGUGGAAAAGCAACUUCUGGUUCUGGAAAUGAUGGAGCUUCACAAAGUGCUGAAAGUUGCAGCGAGGGUUCAUCAGAUGGAAGCAAGGAGAAUGGUAACCACCAGGAGUAUGGUGCAAACAAGAAGGGAAGCUUUGACAAGAUGCUUGCAGAUGGAGCAAAUGCACAAAAUAACACAGCUUUAGUGCCUGGGAAGCCUGUAGUUUCUCUGCCUACAACUAGUCUGAAUAUGGGAAUGGACUUGUGGAAUGCAUCCCCCGCUGGUGCUGGAACUGCAAAAAUGAGAGGAAAUCAAUCUGGAGCCCCAUCAGCUGUCGGUGGUGACCAUUGGAUUCAAGACAACAAGCAGCUUGAUGCUGAGGUACAUCGCAAGUAUAUCUAUGGUGGCCAUGUUGCUGCAUACAUGAGGAUACCUCUCAAUGCAGUUACAUCUAUAACUAAUGGCUUGAAGAAAUUGUACAUUGAAAAACUAAUUAAAACCAUUGGAAGCUGCAUAUCGUUUCAAUGAUUUUGGUAAUCCAUUACUGAUUAACAUUGAUUCAAAGGCUCCUCUGUUACGACCCCAAGAACUUGGUUUUUUUGUGACAUAUAACAAUGGAAGUGAGGUGAUGAUAAUCUCUAAUCAUUGUCAAUGAUAGGGUUUAUGGUUCAAUGAUAGAAAUGCAGCUCAGAGUUUCCUUCAGUUUGUUGCUAU